Messenger RNA from Orbicella faveolata, 2947 nucleotides. RefSeq lists its product as uncharacterized. The record is from RefSeq and is a predicted model, not a curated record. NCBI's taxonomy places the organism in Eukaryota, Metazoa, Cnidaria, Anthozoa, Scleractinia, Merulinidae.
ACUGACGUCAAUACGAACCGAGUCAUUUUGGGCAAUUAUUUUAAAACACACAUCCAGACACUUUAUUAAGACCAGAGAGAAGUAAAAAUUGUUGGCUGGAGCAUAACGAAAACGUAGACAUUCUGCUUGAAGCAAAGUAAAUGAGCAUGUAUGGAAAUUAGAAAAAAAGUGGUCACACGAAGUCUUCGAUUGUUACGUGUCAAGAUUACGCAGCGAAACUAAUUAUAAAAUCUCUUACUCAAAAGGGGACUGAGGAAUGCAAUGGACAUAUCGGAACUUGUCUUCAAAGGAAUGUAGAAUUAUUUCUUUUUUGUUCCGCGUGUCAACAAAGAAUGAAUACCGACAGGCAUGUCAAUCAAAGACGGGUGUGACAUACAAAGCUAUUAAUGUCGAAACCAUGGAGUCACAAACAUCAACAUGUAAAUCACGCGAGAUCACUCACGCAUCGCUACAUACCGAAGGAUCGUGUUUCUAAGGAAGUCAUCUUGUCUGGUGUUAGUUUCGCCAUGGUUUUCUUUACGUUCUUCAGCGGGAUUUUUACCAGGGUCAUAUUCCUUGUUCACGGAGGAAUAAGCGUAUAUCUUGUGGUUCAAUACAAGAACGAUCCGGUCUACUGGUGGCUAUGUACGGGAUUGUUCUUUCUACUCGUUGAAUCGUUUUACACAAUCGUCAUUCGGAAAGGGCAAGAGUAUAAAUAUAUCUGGCCCGGCAGUUUAUUGUACAUGACAACAGUGUUACCUGCUAUUUGGGUUGCCGAGUUAGCCAUCUUGGAAGAAAAGACCGCUUCUGGUGUGGAUAAUUGUGAACUAAUUGCUGCAAAAAGUGAUUUCACUAUUGGCAGAGGUUUGAUAACUAUCAGAACAGAUUCUGGACAGUUGGCACAGAAGUGGUCCAAGCUUGGCCUUAUCCUACUGAUCAUCGUAGGUCGAUGGCUGCUUCCGAGAGGAGAACUAACACGUGAUCAACUAUCCUCUUUACUUCUAGUGUAUGUGGCGAAUGCCGCUGACAUUAUGGAACUCUUUGAGGUGUUCGAUCAGGAACCUGCACUGUGGUGUGUAAAGGGAGUGGCUUUAGCGGUACUCGCGACAUACACCUGGUCCUUUAUGCAGUUCACUCUUGUGUUCACUGCCACAGCAGAAACUGUCCCGGACGACAAAAAACUGGAGACAAAGUCGCCAUUUGCAGAGGAAAACAAAACAGAGAAAUCAAGAAGUGGCGGUCAGACCAAGUUACCAAAGUAUAUUAAAAAGCUCAUUAGACAGAAGCAGAAAGACGAGCUGGACAAGAUUGAAAAAAACACUGAUUUACGUGCUGCGGUCAAUCAAAUGAAACAGCUCAAGCAACUCAAGGCUUACAAAGAUCGCGGACGACAAGCAAGAUUCUCUAUCCAUGAUACAGCGUUAGAAGUUGUACAGGUACAAAGAGAAGUCAGACGAGAGGAAGAAAUCCUUGAAAAUCACAUCAAGCAAAAACAGAAACUUAAACUUCACGGUGACUUAUACUCAAUACUGACUUUAAUGUUGAUGCAAGACGGGCCGUUUCUGAUCGUGCGCCUGGUGUUAAUCAUUGUGUACGAUGUUAAAGCUACAUUGCAUAUCUUCUUCACUGGCAAGAACGCUAUGGCGUUGUCCUUACUUAUUUACAGAUUGGUGAUUUUGCUCAAAGAGUCCUACGAGGACGAAGACGAAGCUGAGAAGGACGGUGAAUUUUAUGAGAUGGCGAACGCGCCAGUGUAGAGCGUCAUUCGGCUUCAUUCAUCUGACGAACAUCCUAGGUGUAAUCUAUGGUUGUGAAUCCGUGAGCCAUACGCAUCGCAUAAAACAGGAGAAAUAGGGAAAUUAAAGGAAACCACGACGGCAACGCUAAUAUAGAAUGUCACAGAACAAAAGGCCUAAGGGAUGGACCAUUUCACUUUUGAGGGGCGGAAGUGGGUCUUUUUAAAACAAAUAUCCUGCAGCCAUACUUGUACCAAAAAAUUCAUGCACACGAUCACUGCCGAAAAAAAUUUACGCACGUUAAGUUAGCCGAAAGAAAGCGCAUGUUAAACGGAGAAAAAAAUAUCAUACAUACACACGUCUCGUCCCUGUACUAACUAACCCACACACCACUUAAAGGUCAAAUCGUCCACCUCUAAUGAGCAGUAACACGUGCGUUUUGAUUCUUGUUACAUUUCUUAGCCGUUAUCCGCUAAACAAACUUGAAAUAACAAAGUUAUGCGUAUUUUAAAGCAGGUGAACCGCCACGCCUAAUUUGUCGUAUUUUCUUUUGCAACUGAACUCUGUCAUUACAUAAGUAAACUGAGCAAAUUUUUAGACUGAUAGACGAACUGAACAGAUCUUCACAAUUGAAUUAUUCAAAGGUCAUUUUUUUUGACUUGGCGUUGUCCCCAGCGUCACCGUCGUCACUGCUUUAAUUCUUAAUUUCGACUUCUUUGCGUGGUACUGAACUUCUCAAGUGAGGCGUGGGGAAGAGGGAUGAUUUCGUACCAGCUGUGAGUUUACCCAAGUUGAGACGAUGAAACAAACACUGGCAUUUUCGGACAUUACCCCCAGAAUUAAGAUGCGUUUGUUCUCCGGCACAGCCGGAGAAUAAACUGCACUACGAUAUUUAUUUUAAUUGUCUUUUGCUUGUACUUUUUACUCUGAAAGUAUACCUAUGUCGAUGGUACUGAAACCCUCAAAAUAAUCAAGUUUUACCCGAACGUUCGAGUUUUAAUUCGAAAACUCGAUAUUUAUUUACCUAAUUUAUAGAUUUUAGAGAGCUUGAAAUAUUGAAGCAAUGGACUUGUAGUAAAGUUUAGACUUUUUAAUUUAUUAUUACGACUGUAAAUAAUCUUGUUUAUCAUUUAACCCCACUUUCGCUGCAUGCGUGUAAAGUGUAGUUCAAUAUUCAGUACACGGUGAUCGAAAAUCAGUCAUACCUGUAAAAUAAACUUACUGUGAAAGGA